AUGGCGCCUCGCUCGUUCAAGGCGCUGGUAAUCGCUGUCAGCGGAACAUUUCCAGGGUACAAGCAAGCUGAUCUGAAGGCGUUGAUCACCGACCAAGGAGCCUCAUUCAGUACCUCGGUAUCUGCCGAGUGUACCCACCUGGUCACAAACGAGAAAGACGUCGAGAAGAACAGCAACAAAUAUCAAGCCGCUUGCAACUCUGACAAAUGUCACAUCGUGUCCCUCGACUGGUUGCUCGAAUCAGUCAAUAGCAAAAAGCCACUGACCGAGAAGAAAUAUGCCCUGGGCCAGAAAGCCAGUUCUAAGCCCGCCCUAGAUGACACCAAGAAGAAUGGCAAGGCGAAGAAUGGGGACAGUGCAAAGGCCGCUGCGGGGAAGACCAAGGCCGUGAAAAAGGAGCCGGAAGAAGUGAACGGUGAUGCAAUCAAGACCACCGGCAAGAAGCGUGCUAUCAAGCAAGAGGACGAUGAGGUUGACGACUCGAGCAAAAAACAGAAAGACUCGCAAAAGGUCGGAUUCAAGUCUCUCAAUGUUCCAGUCGAGUUGGGGGCAAUCAAUGCUUUGCCCUAUAAGGGAAUCGGUUCCAACACAACUGUCCUGAUCGAUGAUUCCGGCGUUAUCUGGGACGCGACACUGAACCAAACCAACUCCACCAACAAUAACAACAAGUUCUAUCGAAUCCAGGUGAUCCUUACAGACACAGGCAAGAGCAUUGCACACUACACUUGGAGUCGAUGGGGUCGCGUUGGCGAGAACGGCCAGUCAUCCCUGAUAAUUAGUCCCACUCUGAAGGACGCCUUGAGCCUGUUUGAGAAAAAGUUCAAAGACAAGUCCGGCCUCAAGUGGGAAGACAGACUCGAUACUCCCAAAGACGGAAAAUACACCUUCAUUGAGAAGAACUACGAAGAAGAAGACGACGAGCCCAAGGCGAAGAAUGGAAAAGCCAAGAAGGAGCCCAGCAAAGACUCUCCUCCACCCGUGGAAAGCAAACUGGCCCAGCCCCUGCAAAACUUGAUGUCCUUCAUCUUCAACCAGGACCAUAUCACAAACGCUUUGCGGGCAAUGGAUUACGACGCUGAAAAGCUCCCGCUGGGCAAGCUGAGCGAACGGACUCUCAAGAGCGGCUUUUCGAUUCUCAAGGAACUCUCAGAGCUGAUGCUUGAUCCAACCGAUAUUUCACGACAAUCCCUCAUGUCUUCGGCCGCAAUCGCCCCCCCUAUUCUGUCCACCGGUCCCCAGAUCAAGAAGGAGGUUGAGUUGAUUGAGGCGUUGACAGACAUGGAUGUCGCGAACGAGAUCAUGAACGAGGCUAUGGAGAUGGACGAUGUCAAUCAACUCGAUCAACAGUUUAAGGGACUGGGAUUGAAAGAGAUGACCCAACUGGACCACAAAUCCGAAGAAUUCACCGAGCUUUCGAAUUACUUGAAGAACUCGUCCGGCGCGACACACUACAUCAACUAUGAGGUCAUCGACAUCUUCCGAAUCGAACGAGAUGGCGAAGAAGACCGCUUCACAUCCUCCGAAUACGCCAAACUCAAGUCCCAAAACCGGCGCCUCCUAUGGCACGGCAGCCGCUCCACAAACUUUGGUGGUAUCCUCAGCCAAGGCCUGCGCAUCGCACCCCCCGAAGCCCCCGUCAACGGCUACAUGUUCGGAAAGGGCGUCUACCUCGCCGAUACCUCGACCAAGUCAGCCAACUACUGCUGCUCAUACAAUAGUGCGGGAAUGGGACUCCUCUUGCUCUGCGACGCGGAACUCGGCGAACCCAUGCAUGAGCUUUACCACUCCGACUACCAGGCUGGCGAAAGGGCAAAGGAAGUCGGCAAGAUCGCCACCCUUGGUCAGGGACGGACCAUUCCUGGUGGCUGGAAGGAUGCUGGCUCCUUCAACAAGGAACUGGGUGGUGUCCAAAUUCCGGAUGUUUCCUGUGCCCUCGGCAACGAUGUCAAGGCCAGUCUUCAGUACAAUGAGUACAUUGUUUAUGAUGUUGCUCAGAUUCGGCAGAGAUAUCUUUUCUACGUGAAGAUGUGA
This is a messenger RNA of Penicillium waksmanii, 2031 nucleotides long. RefSeq lists its product as uncharacterized. The transcript is spliced from 7 exons. Gene Ontology annotation, molecular function: NAD+ poly-ADP-ribosyltransferase activity. Bases 1 to 2031 code for a protein of 676 amino acids. The record is from RefSeq and is a predicted model, not a curated record. NCBI's taxonomy places the organism in Eukaryota, Fungi, Ascomycota, Eurotiomycetes, Eurotiales, Aspergillaceae.